Molecule: messenger RNA, 2438 nt
Organism: Apodemus sylvaticus (European woodmouse)
Lineage: Eukaryota; Metazoa; Chordata; Mammalia; Rodentia; Muridae
Gene: C21H19orf67
Product: chromosome 21 C19orf67 homolog
Exons: 6
Coding region: 1219-2289 (356 amino acids)
Source: RefSeq, a predicted model, not a curated record
UGGCUGUAUUGCUUUUUAAUAUUGCACCGAAGGUUUUUUAAAUAAAACUUUAAAAAAAAAAAGAAGUUCACUUUCUGCAUGGAGGAAGAAGGUGCUAGAAACCUUGAGUUUACCGUUACGACAGUCAUUUGGUGAGGCAGGAUAAUGGCUGCUUCCCUCAGCCCACUACAGUGAGGCUGUGGCCUCACCAAGGAUGCAGAUAGUCUCGGUUCUGUCUCUGCCACCACAAAAAGGAGAUGGCUUUGUAGCUGGGCUUGGUGGCGCCCCUGUUAUCUCAUCACUUCAGAGAUGGAGGCAGAAUCAGGAAUUCGAGGUUAGACUCACCUGCAUAGCUCAAAGGCAGAUCGGGCUCCAGGCAGUCCUGUCAACAAUGACAAGAUCAGUCCGGGACUGAAAUAGUUCCUUUGUCUUCUGCCUUCUCAUUCCAGAACCACCUGCUCAAGUGUUUGUUGAAUGACUAACAGUUAACUGCACACUUGCUGAGGGCUUUGUCACCUCUGUAGUUUGGUGAAGCAGACAUCAUAAAACUCGUUUUAUAGACAGGGCAACUGGCUUGGCAAAGUCAAGUUGAGGGUCACAGGACAGUGGGACACCUGUUGCUCACUUCAAGCCUUGUAAUAUAUUUGGCUUUCUAGCCUGUACUUAAAUACCAGUCAGUCCUUGCACACAGCAAGGAAUCCGACCUAUAAGUGUUCUGGGACCAGGGCAGGCACACAGGAACAAAAGACACAAUGGGAUAAGAUCGCCUGGCUGAGGAUUUUUAUUGUAGAAGUAACCGCUGUAUCAUUAGGCCUUAGGCUCAAAAGCAGAUCCCAGCUCCAUCAGUUGGGGUCACCUGCUGGGGUGUACUAGGCCUCUCAAUAACCAUCGCUUCCGAUUCCUAACAAGUUAGGAACCCCCUCCAGUCCAGUCACCUGCCCGGGGAGACAAGGCGCCUAGGUGCGCUGCAGCCACAAGACAGGUCUGGGGCUCCGCCCUCGGCAGCGCCCCGCGCGCCAGGUGCUGGCCGGCGAGCUCCGUGCGCAGUGCAGGCCCAGGCUGCGCGCCCUCCGCGUGCUGAGAUUCAAAAGAGGCGAAAGCCCCGCGGGCCGGCGCCGGCAGAGACGUCGAGGCCGGCCUGAGUGGGCUGCGGCUGCGCUCACUGCCCAAGCCGCUCGGCCCCAGGUGUGUGCGCUCCCGGGACGCCGCCGGGGCUGGAGGAGCCUGCGGUGGACGCCGAUGGCUGCGGAGCCCUGGUUCGCGGGGUCGCUGGCUCUAGGCCCUGGAGAAGCACCGCCUUCGGAGGAAUUGGGACCCGGGCAGCCGCCCUAUGGAGACCCCUCGUGGUCGCCCGCCGGGAGACCGGAGACUUCAGCGGAACUGGAGCCCCAGCGGGCACAGCCCAUGAUGGAAGCUCCAGCCUCCACGUCCUCCCGGGAGCCACUGGCAGCGGAGCUCGGGCCGGCCCCGGCUCGCCUCCCGCUGGACUCCAUGUUCAGCCCCAUCACUGACCAGCUCCGAUACCUGCUCAGGAAAGCGGAUGACUUUCAAAGCUACUUGCUCUACAGCAGGGACCGAGUACAGAAGGAACAGCUAGCCAAGGCCAUGCCCACCUUCUUAACAAUGUGUGAACCCUACUUCCUAUACCUUGAGGCAGCAGCGAGGAGUGUCCCUCCCAUCUACGGAGCACUGCAGGAGUUGGUCCGGAAGGGGCUGCUGGAGAUCUCCCAGCAGCUAGCCCUGCGCCUGGAGCACUUAGCUCUCAUGUAUGCCUCCUUUGGGUUCGUGGACCUGGAGGAAACUAAUCCCUUGAGCAUCUCCUGCUUCUUUUGCGGGAGGUUCUCCAUCAGUCCCUCCCACGAUGUGUCCAUCUUCCGAUACUGCACACCGGCUGCGUACACUGCCAGUCACUUCCCGAGAUACCUCUAUAAGAAGAUGCGCUGGAACCUGGAAACCACCACAGAGGCCAACAGCCAAGGAGCAGACCCCCAUGUGGAUUAUUACUUCUUGUGUUAUCGAGAUACAUGGGAGGAUGCAGACCAGGGUCCUGCCAAUCCGUGCCCCCAGAUCCAGAAACUCUGGUCCAUUGGUCGAUGGAUGCCCCUAGGACCAGCAGAGGAUGAUCUUGAUUCCUGGAUUUUGUGCCCACAGCCGCCCGGGGACUACCAGCAGCUACUAACCAUCGGCUUCGAGGAGCCGUCGCAUGUGCUUGCCACCGACCUGCUGGUGCAGAUCCUCAUGGGCCAGGCAGGCCCCGCCCGGCCCCCCAGCACUGCCGGGCCCUCGUCUUGGGCAGCCCCGGCAUCCUGAGUCCCAGGAGAAGGCGCCAGCUGUAGCCUGACAACCCCAAACUCCAGGCAGGAAGAGGUGCGGCCGCACUGAGUACGGCACGGCGCGGCAUGGGACCGCAAACACCAAGUGCCGGUAGACUUUUCUGUUAAUAAAAGAGCAAGGUCAGA